Molecule: messenger RNA, 480 nt
Organism: Miscanthus lutarioriparius
Lineage: Eukaryota; Viridiplantae; Streptophyta; Magnoliopsida; Poales; Poaceae
Source: the annotation of a GenBank genome assembly
AUGGUCCUUCUGGUCCAGCUCCCCAACGUCGCCGGCGUCCGGCGCCCGGCCGCCGCCACGGUCCACCGGAGCUGCCGCGCCGGUCGAUUCACAGUAUAUGCUGCAGCGUCCGGUGGCCGCUUGAAGGAGGAGGAAGAGGCCAAGGGAGUGGGGAAGGAUAAGAUUGUGAUUAGAGUCUCGGACCCGGUGCGGGAGAGGAGGCUCCCGCCGCCGCUAUUCUCCGCACCAGACGAGCCGUCGGUGCCUCCACCGGAGCCGGAGGAGGGAAGGCGACAGGGUGUCGAGGACGGAGAGAAGGCUAAGGGGCAGUAUUACGUGAACAUGGGGGACGCCAUCCGGACGCUGCGGGAGGACCUCCCCGUCGCGUUCUACCGGGAACCCAACUUCCACGUCUACAGGUUCGUGCGAUUUUUUCUAUUUCCUCAAUCUUUUCGGUUACCUCAAGCUGCUUGCAGAGACAGUCGCUGUGAAUUGUGGUGA